This is a messenger RNA of Solea senegalensis (Senegalese sole), 4923 nucleotides long. It is a transcript of the gene rfx3, whose product is annotated as regulatory factor X, 3 (influences HLA class II expression). Gene Ontology annotation, cellular component: nucleus. The transcript has 17 exons. Lineage: Eukaryota; Metazoa; Chordata; Actinopteri; Pleuronectiformes; Soleidae. The record is from RefSeq and is a predicted model, not a curated record. Gene Ontology annotation, biological process: regulation of transcription by RNA polymerase II. Bases 204 to 2483 code for a protein of 759 amino acids. Gene Ontology annotation, molecular function: DNA-binding transcription factor activity, RNA polymerase II-specific; RNA polymerase II cis-regulatory region sequence-specific DNA binding.
GUGAGGCAGGAGGUGUGUUGUGUGUAUGUGUGUGUUGAUGUGUGUUUGUGGAGGGGGAUGGGUUGAGGUGACAAGAGUGUGUUGUGAUGCAGGGGCACUUUUCCUCGAUUAGGUGGGCUCAGUUGGGCACAUGUACUUUUGCUUUUUAACUGCACUGUGGAACCGAAGUCUACAUCCUCCCUCCCGAAGACAUUUUUGGCGCCAUGCAGACCCCUGAAGCAGGCGCUGACUCCACCUCCACUGUCCCUCUUCAGACCACCGUGCCUGUCCAGCCUACCGGCUCCACCCAGCAGGUGCCUGUCCAGCAACAGGCCCAGACUGUUCAACAGGUUCAGCAUGUUUACCCAGCACAGGUGCAGUAUGUGGAGGAAAACAGUGGCGUCUACACCAAUGGCAACAUAAGAACCUACUCGUACUCAGAGCCACAGCUGUAUAGCCAGAACAGUGGAGGAAGCUACUUUGACACACAGGGCAGCUCAUCGCAAGUGUCCACUGUGGUGACAUCUCAUGGAAUGACCAACAACGGUGGAGGGGGCAGUGGAGGAAUGAGCAUGGGUCUGGCGGGGGGUCAGGUAAUCAGCAGCAGUUCUGGGGCUUACCUCAUGGACAGCACUGGACCACACCCUGCCACCCAGACCGCACGAGCUUCCCCAGCUACUAUUGAAAUGGCGAUUGAGACGCUCCAAAAAUCUGAGGGUUUAUCCAGUCAGAGAAGCUCGCUGCUCAACAGCCAUCUCCAGUGGCUGUUGGACAAUUAUGAGACAGCAGAGGGCGUAAGUCUACCACGAUCCACCCUCUACAAUCAUUAUCUACGGCACUGCCAGGAGCAGAAACUGGAUCCUGUAAACGCAGCCUCUUUUGGCAAACUCAUUCGCUCCAUCUUCAUGGGACUCCGUACAAGGCGCCUUGGGACAAGAGGCAACUCCAAAUAUCACUACUAUGGUAUACGUGUAAAACCAGACUCCCCACUCAAUAGACUCCAAGAGGACAUGCAGUAUAUGGCUCUGAGACAGCAACCAGUUCAGCAGAAACAGAGAUUCAAGCCAGUGCAGAAGUUUGACGGUGGCUCAGGAGAGAAUUACUCGGGUGGUGGCCAGCACCAUCCUGGCGCAGCAGAGCAGACAGUCAUCGCGCAGAGCCAGCACCACCAGCAGUUUCUCGAUGCAUCACGGGCACUCCCGGACUUCAUGGAGCUGGACCUGGGUCAGAGUAAUACGGAGAACAUCAAUGUGGAGGAUGUGAAAGCUCUCCAGUGCCUUUACAGAGAGCACUGUGAGGCCAUCUUGGACGUGGUUGUUAACCUCCAGUUCAGUCUAAUUGAGAAGCUGUGGCAGACGUUCUGGCGUUACUCUCCCCCUGACUCAGUAGAGGGUGCCACAGUAACAGAAAACAGCGGCAUUAGUGAGAUCGAAGCACGGCUCCCCCAAUCACAACUACUGGUGCUGUGCAGAAAUGAAGCAGUUCUCAAAUGGAUGAGCACCUGUGACCAUCUAAUGUACCAGGCCCUUGUAGAGAUCCUCAUUCCUGAUGUCCUGAGACCCAUUCCCAGUGCCUUGACGCAAGCCAUUCGCAACUUUGCCAAAAGCUUGGAAGGUUGGCUCAAUAAUGCUAUGAAUGCCAUUCCACCGAGAAUGAUCCAGACCAAGAUUGCCGCUGUCAGUGCCUUUGCGCAAACACUGCGCAGAUACACAUCUCUGAACCACCUGGCUCAGGCGGCACGUGCUGUGUUGCAAAACACUUCGCAGAUCAACCAGAUGCUGAGUGAUCUCAACCGUGUUGACUUUGCCAAUGUACAGGAGCAGGCAUCGUGGGUAUGCCAGUGUGAGGAAGGCGUGGUACAGCACUUGGAGCAGGACUUCAAGGCCACACUACAGCAGCAAAGUUCUUUGGAACAAUGGGCGGCUUGGCUGGACAAUGUGGUCACGCAGGUGCUCAAACCCUAUGAGCACCGGCCGAGUUUUCCCAGAGCGGCUCGACAGUUCCUGCUCAAAUGGUCUUUCUACAGUUCUAUGGUGAUCAGGGACCUCACCCUACGCAGUGCUGCCAGUUUUGGUUCCUUCCACCUGAUUCGCCUGCUCUAUGAUGAGUACAUGUUUUACCUGGUGGAGCAUCGCGUGGCCCAAGCUACUGGAGAGACGCCCAUUGGCGUCAUGGGGGAGUUUGACAGCCUCAACCCCUUAUCCCUCACUAACACUGAUAAAGAUGAAACGAGCGGGAUGGACAGCGACUUGGAAGAGGACACCGAGGAGUGCGGGGAACCUCUUGCCAAGCGGGAAAAAUCUGAGCACGAGGUGAUCCAGGUGAUCCAGGUGGGGGCACUAGAGGACGGCUCCCACCCCGUGGUGGGCGUGGUCCAGCCAAGCGUCCUCCACUCGCUGCCCCAGCCCCCGCAGGAUCACACCGACCAUAUCCUCACGCCCUCUGCUGGCACACCCACCAUCCGCCACUGCAGCGCCACAGGCAACACCUACGCCUCUGUUUGAGGGUCUGAAGGGCCAAUUUUGUCUGGCUGAUUUUUUUUUGGUUACCGUUUCAUUCUCUCCACAUAUCUUUCUCUCCGUAAGCCUCGAUGUUUUCCGUCUUUUUUUCCAUGCAUCGUCUGUCUGCACCUGUGUAGGUGCUGUCUGUGUCUUCACCGCUUAGAUUCUGGAUGUGGUGUCAUCCCAUUAAGUCUCGACGACAAUGCAGCAGCUGGUGGGGGUGGGGGGGGUGUAAAAAAGGAGGAAAAAGGACUAGUUUGACCCCGUUACACGUUUCCCGGUAUAUCGCGACAUAACAGCGAAAGCAGUCUGCGUACGCCGACAGGUUUAAUCUCCUUCAUACUACUGAUGUCUCAGAGCUCAAAUCCACGUCACCAGUCCCAGUGGAACAAAGUCAUGAAUUAACUCUACACAUUUUGUCGAUUGUACAUAGUUAUGCUGUACUUAAUUGGUAUUACCCAAACCACAUGGUGCUAUCAUUGUGUUUUGCUUUAAUUUCCAGUUAUCCCCCCCUAAUUUUAAUAUAAGUUACAGUAUAUCAACAGUCUGCUAAUUAACUUUUAGCUGAAUGAAAAUGUUUUUUUUGAGUAUUGUAUGUAGCUUAAAAAAACAACAACAACAAAAAUCAAAGGGAUGACUUUCUAUGUAUGUUUGUUUUGUUUGUUUCUUUAAAGGAUCAUGGGGCAGAAUUGUCUGCUUGGUUUGAAAAUGAUUUGGUAGCCACUCACCGAAAACCACUUAUAGCUUUUAGCCACACACAAAAAAGAAAACCCCCCUAAGGAUAUCUCUGUGCUGCUACUUGUGUGUCUAUGUAGAGAUUGAGAAGUUCGUUUUCUCAGCGCUAGCUUUCCUAUGCACUUCGUGCAUAACGCUUGCCUUUUUUAUUCAUUUUAGAUGCUCUGUAGUGUGGUUCAUGUGACGAGCCGUAAUCUUGAAAACUAACUUAAACUGGUUAUGUCCCCCUGCUGUUUUUUUUCCCUCAGUUUCUGUAUUAUAGACGUUUCUUAAGUUCACAAAAGGACCAAAAACCAAACGCAACAAGAGGAAGCUGGGAGUGUGCCGUCCGGGCCUCCCAAGAGCCGUUUCCUGUCCCACAGUGCCAUGUUGCAGAGCAGAAGGAAUGUCAGGGAUUAAAUGUACCUCGGCUUUAUCAUAGUGCCUUAUCCUUAAAUGCAGCUGUCCUUGUUGUCCUGACUGUGCGGUGUAGACAGCCCACAGCCCCUCUGCAUUGUCCCGGCCACAUAUUUGGCUUUCUGGUGACUCGUGGCUGGAUUUGGGCUGGCUCAUCAGCGUUGAGACCAAGGAAUGCAGGCACAGACACAUCUGUUGUUUUCUCUGGAUCAGCUCUACUAAGCUUAUUACGAACCUAAAUCAUGGUCUUUUUAGCCUUGCUCCUGCCCUAGUUCUGCCCUCCUGAGGCCUAUUCUUGCAUUAGCCUUCGUUAUUGGGUGAAGAGUAUGUAUGUGUGCGCGUUUAUACUGUACAUGAAUGUGUAGGUCUGCACUGUGUUUGUAUAUAUUUCUAUAUAUAUAUACAUAUAUAUAUAUAUACCUGUGUCUGCGUGCUUGUGUGUGUGUGUGUGUGUGUGUGUGUGUCGGAACACAUCUGUCAGUCACCCUACCUCAAACCAGUGGUGCCAGCCCUUUUGACGCGUGCAGAGCAGUCACCAAACACUUAUUGCACACACACCUCUGUACUGCACAAAUCUCAACGCGAUGGAGAAAAAAAAUCUGCAUUUGCUCUUUUUUCUCUCACCUCUGAUACAUUGAUUUCCGUUUUUAGCCCACACACACAAAAAAAAUGCUUCAUUCUUUGUUCCCCUGUUUGGAGAUCAUCUUUGUACAGUGGACCAAAAGUAGAUAUUUUCUGAUAUUCAAAGAUUAUAUAUAUAAAUAUAUAUAUAUAUGUAUAGUAUAUAUAAUGACGAUACACUACGUAUAUUUGUUGCUUUCCGCGUGUUUUUGAUCGGAUCGGUUUAUAUGUGACUCGUUUCUUUUGGUAGCUCCUCUGUGGUUAGUUUAUAGACUGAAAUGGGGAAAGGCAUGGGUACUAACUUUUUUUUUGGUUCAUUAGACUACAUCUAUACUUGAAGUGUAACAGCCUUCUGUCUUGUGGAGAAGAUUGAGAUUAAUCCUCUGAAUAGGAAGAUUUUGCUACUAAAAUGUCUUUUUUUUGCCUGUUGAUAUGUUCUGCAUAAACGUCUCUUUGCGGAAAAGUUUUAUUUAUUGAUAUUUAUUGGGUUUUUUUGUCAUUGUUUUGAAUUGCAUAUGUUAUCAUGGGAACUUGUUAUGAAUUGUGAGUUUAAAGCACUGCAAAGAGCAGAACUACUGUACAGGAGGACCAGAAGGUGUUUUUUUAUUUUCAUUUUUAACCCCCUGUGGAUUGAUUACGGAUGUUAAAGAAGGGUUGGCGCUAUUCUUUGUUGUAAUCAGUCUUUAAAAGU